Molecule: messenger RNA, 741 nt
Organism: Rotaria sordida
Lineage: Eukaryota; Metazoa; Rotifera; Eurotatoria; Philodinida; Philodinidae
Source: the annotation of a GenBank genome assembly
AUGAUUAUAUUUCCAGCAACAACUCCAUUAUGGUUACAACGAAUGUAUCUUGUUAUACGUCAUCAACAAACAAAUGUUCAACAUUUAUUAGUUAAAUUAAAUAAUAUUUUCAAAAAAAAAUCAGAAAUUAUUUUAACAUAUUUAGAAAAAUAUUCAAAAGAUAUUAAAUCAAAGUUAAGCUAUUGUAUUUUGUCAAACAAGGGUGUGGAACUUGUUAAAGUAUCAGCCAAUGGUGAUACAAGAAGAAUAGAAGAAUUAAUUAAACGAACUAAUGUUGAUGUAAAUGGUAUUUUUGCUGGACAUACACCAUUACAAGCAGCAGCUCAAAAUGGACAUUUAGACAUUAUUCGUUUACUUAUUCAACAUGAUGUUAAUUUAGAAAUUGAAGAUAAAGAUGGUGAUCGAGCUGUACAUCAUGCUGCAUUUGGUGAUGAAGCUGAAGUAUUAGAAUUACUUGCAAAAUCAAGUGUUGAUUUAAAUGCUCGAAAUAAAAGACGACAAACAGCAUUACAUAUUGGUGUUUGUAAAGGUCAUUUUGAUGUAUGUAAAACUCUUUUAUCAAAUGGUGCUCAUCCUGGAAUACAAGAUUCAGAUGGUGAUACACCAUUACAUGAUGCUAUAUCAAAAAGACGUGAUGAUUUAAUUAUUAUUUUACUUGAAUAUAAUGCUGAUGUAGCUACAUGUAAUAACAAUGGUUUCAAUUCAAUUCAUCAUGCUGCUUUACGUGGCAAUUCAUCGUAA